AUGGGCAAGCCACCGCCACGAUGCAGCGCCUGCAAUGCAGAGGCGCGCGUGCGUGGACCCAAGGCGCUGCGCGCGUGUGGAGUGUGCAAGCGGUGUUACGACGAGCGGGCAAAGGCCAAGGCUGCCGAAGCCAAGGCCGCCGCGCCACUGCCGCUGAGUCUAACCCUGCCAAAAGGCGCACUAGAGCUGCGCUUUCACAAGAGCUACGCCUAUGCGCACAACAGCGUGCGGCCGGUGACAUGCGCCAUCACGCUAGCCUUGG
Messenger RNA from Saprolegnia parasitica CBS 223.65, 262 nucleotides. RefSeq lists its product as hypothetical. The annotation marks the transcript as partial. Lineage: Eukaryota; Oomycota; Saprolegniomycetes; Saprolegniales; Saprolegniaceae. The transcript has a single exon. The record is from RefSeq and is a predicted model, not a curated record.